Messenger RNA from Manacus vitellinus (golden-collared manakin), 852 nucleotides. RefSeq names its product GDNF family receptor alpha-2. The record is from RefSeq and is a predicted model, not a curated record. Gene Ontology annotation, biological process: nervous system development. Gene Ontology annotation, molecular function: signaling receptor activity. Gene Ontology annotation, cellular component: external side of plasma membrane; signaling receptor complex. NCBI's taxonomy places the organism in Eukaryota, Metazoa, Chordata, Aves, Passeriformes, Pipridae.
AUGUUAAGUCCAGGAGAAGAAUUUUAUGAAGCUUCCCCCUACGAGCCGGUCACCUCUCGUCUCUCUGAUAUAUUCAGACUCGCUUCAAUUUUCUCAGGGAUGGACCCCAGCCCGCCUCCCGUCCAGAGCAACCAUCUGGAACGCGGCCAAGGCCUGCAACUGAACGACAACUGCAAGCGCCUGCCGCUCGGGUACAUCUCCGACGUGCAGCCCGCGGAGCUGGCGGGCCCGAGCCUGCAGCGCCGCCAAGUGAACACAAGGCCCUGCGCCAAGUUCUCAGACCGCGUGCCCGGCGAGUUCACCUUCCGCCUGCUCUUCUGCUCCUGCAAGGACCGCGCCUGCGCCGAGCGCCGCCGCCAGACCAUCGUCCCCUCCUGCUCCUACGAGGACAAGGAGAAGCCCAACUGCCUGGACCUGCGGGGCACCUGCCGGGCGGAUCACCUGUGCAGGUCCCGUCUGGCCGAUUUCCACACCAACUGCCAGGCCACCUUCCAGUCCCUGACCAGCUGCCCCGGGGACAACUACCAGGCGUGCCUGGGCUCCUACGCGGGGCUCAUCGGCUUCGACAUGACCCCCAACUACGUCGACGCCAGCACCACCAGCAUCACCAUCUCGCCCUGGUGCUCCUGCAAGGGCAGCGGGAACAUGGAGGAGGAGUGCGAGAGGUUCCUCCGGGACUUCACGGAAAACCCCUGUCUCCGUAAGAUCGGGGCGGAACACAUGGUGCGCGCUUUGUGCUCCGAUCGCCGCCCGCCUGCCAUCAAACCGAUCCCGAUGAAUGACAAUGAAGGAGCGGGGACAAUGGCCCGCGGUGAAUGGGAGCCUUGUCGUGGGGCCCCGAGCCACAAUUGA